Cuscuta epithymum is the source of this 779-nucleotide messenger RNA. NCBI's taxonomy places the organism in Eukaryota, Viridiplantae, Streptophyta, Magnoliopsida, Solanales, Convolvulaceae. The record is from the annotation of a GenBank genome assembly.
CUCACACGCCAUUAUAUUCUGGCCAUAUAAAUAUGCCCCCUCCCAAGACGUAUUGUCCAUCUUCACAGGUGCAUGUAUAUGUGCAUGUGUCAUCCUCAAAUAUAUCCGUUUCUUUUUCUUAUCUUAAUCAUCUCAAGGAAUUCAGGAUUUCAAGGAGUUGGUGUUUUUUCCCACAAAGAUGAAUCAACUGGCUGUUCAAGAUCAAUGGUUUAUGUAUACCAAGAAUGUCCAAGAUGAUCAUCCAUGGAGUAUGCAUGAUGGGUCAUCAUCAUCAUCAUCAUCAUUCAUAGGAGAGAAUUCUUCAUCAUCUUCCUCCUCAUCAUCAACAAUAUCUUCCUUAGACACCACAGAUGAUGCAUCAUCUUCUUUAUCCUUUAACUUGUCAUCUCUCAUGUGCCAGUUACCCAUCAAGAGGGGACUGUCCAAGUUUUACAAUGGGAAAUCAGAAUCUUUUACAUCACUGUCAAAGGUGACCAGCGAACAAGACCUUGCAAAGAAAGAAACACCAUACAAAAGGAGAAGAAGAAUGAAGGCAGCUGCAAAGAGCUCUGGGGCUGGUUGGGAUGCCUACAAGUCCUUCACUUCACCUAAACCAACCAUCACAAAGAAAGCUUCCACCAAGAUCUCCUCAUCAUCAUCAUAUUCUUCUCAAAGCAGAAUAGAAAGAAGAAGCUUCAUUGGCAGCAGGAAAAGCAGACCCCCUCUGCUUCCUGUUACUGAGAACCCAUAAUAUGUUAAACACAAUUCUUUUUAAUUUGUUUAUAUACAUAGAGAGGGAG